Hippocampus zosterae (dwarf seahorse) is the source of this 816-nucleotide messenger RNA. Its product is annotated as cytochrome c oxidase assembly factor 3 homolog, mitochondrial. The record is from RefSeq and is a predicted model, not a curated record. The transcript is spliced from 2 exons. The coding region runs from base 29 to 304 and encodes 91 amino acids. NCBI's taxonomy places the organism in Eukaryota, Metazoa, Chordata, Actinopteri, Syngnathiformes, Syngnathidae. Gene Ontology annotation, cellular component: mitochondrial inner membrane. Gene Ontology annotation, biological process: mitochondrial respiratory chain complex IV assembly.
UCAUGAUGCGCCAUCACCCAAACGCGUCAUGGCGGACGGAGACGCGACAAAGUCGGCGGAACGGACAUUAACGGCGACGGAGAAGCAGCUCUUUCGCCGCCGACAAGAGUUGGACUACUGGAAGAAAAACGGAGUGCGGAUCCGCAGCAGGAAUCUUUUGACCGGCUUGUGUUUUGGCGCGUUUGUCGUCGGCUUGUUUAGUUACACCAUCCUGUCCGUAAAACAGGAGAAAAUCCUGGACGAAAUAGACAAUGAAGCCAGGAGCCAAAUCAUCAGAGGGCCGCGGACUGGUGCCAACUCUUGAUUGUGAACUCACUUCCUCGCAAGGGAAUCUUGUCUUUCGUUAUGCGGGACAUCUGUCAUGACAUGGUGACGCCAUUGAUGCUGUUUUAAUGGCUUCCAAGCUCCUAAAUCUUCACAUGUCCGUCACGUGGUUCAGAUUCCAUUCAAAACAUCCGUUAUUGAACAUGUCACAAACCACGCAGUGCGGUGCUAUUACUGAUUCUAUAUUUUCAUCUCACGAAAUGGAGAAAGUGAUAAACAGUUCAUGAUCAGUGAAAUAGAUGAAGACACCAGAUGGGAUCAACUAACAUUUACUUUGUGAGUUGGUGACAUUUUUAUUGCCGUGUCUGCCAUCACCUGUUACGUUACUUUCCUUCAUGUCAUCAUCAAAUUGACUUUGUAUGAAAUUAUCCACAAAAAGAUUGCUUGCGGUGCAGUGAAUACUGUAUAUGUUGAUUCCAUUUUUAUUUAUCCAGGCAUGGCAACUGAGAAAAGAUGUGAUGCCGACCGAAUAAAACAAAGCGAAAGAAAACA